Indicator indicator is the source of this 4307-nucleotide messenger RNA. It is a transcript of the gene PTPRU, whose product is annotated as protein tyrosine phosphatase receptor type U. Bases 1 to 4287 code for a protein of 1428 amino acids. Gene Ontology annotation, molecular function: protein tyrosine phosphatase activity; protein binding. Gene Ontology annotation, biological process: protein dephosphorylation. Gene Ontology annotation, cellular component: membrane. The transcript is spliced from 32 exons. The record is from RefSeq and is a predicted model, not a curated record. NCBI's taxonomy places the organism in Eukaryota, Metazoa, Chordata, Aves, Piciformes, Indicatoridae.
AUGCCGGCUGGCUGCACCUUCGAGGAGGACAGUGACCCCAACCAGUGUGAGUACAGCCAGGGAGAGGACGAUGACUUCGAGUGGGAGCUCAUCCGCAGCUACAUGGUGCCGCACCUGACCGCUGACCUGCCCCACGGCUCCUACCUGGUGGUGAACUCGUCGCAGCACGGCGCGGGGCAGAGAGCUCAGCUGCUGCUGGCGGCGCUGAGCGAGAACGACACUCACUGCCUGCAGUUCAGCUACUUCAUGUACAGCCGCGACGGCCACAGCCCCGGCACCCUCAGCGCCUACGUCCGCGUCACCGGCGCCCCGCCGGGCAGCGCCGUCUGGAACGCCUCCGGCUCCCAUGGCCGCCAGUGGCACCAGGCUGAGCUGGCUGUCAGCUUGUUCUGGCCCAGCGAGUACCAGGUGCUCUUCGAGGCGGUGGUCUCCAGCGAGCGCAAAGGUUACCUUGGCUUGGAUGACAUUUUGCUGCUGAAUUAUCCCUGCUCCAAAGCACCACACUUCUCCCGCCUGGGUGAUGUGGAGGUCAACGCAGGGCAGAAUGCAACCUUCCAGUGCGUGGCUGCUGGCAAGGCUGCCGAGGCCGAGAGGUUCCUCAUGCAGAGGCAGAGUGGUGAGGUGGUCCCUGCUGCCUCUGUGAAGCACAUCAGCCACCGGCGCUUCCUGGCCACCUUCCAGCUGGACGAGGUGUCCAAGGAGGAGCAGGACCUCUACCGCUGUGUCACUCAGUCCAGCCGGGGCUCAGGGGUCUCCAACUUUGCUGAGCUCAUCGUGAAAGAGCCCCCCACACCCAUUGCACCCCCGCAGCUGCUCCGGGCUGGCUCCACCUACCUCAUCAUCCAGCUCAACACCAACUCCAUCAUCGGUGACGGCCCCAUCGUGCGCAAGGAGAUCGAGUACCGCAUGACCUCGGGGCCCUGGUCGGAGGUGCACGCUGUCAACAUGCAGACCUACAAGCUCUGGCACCUGGACCCGGACACGGAGUACGAGAUCAGCGUCCUGCUCACCCGGCCCGGCGAGGGGGGCACCGGCAAACCAGGGCCACCCCUCAUCAGCCGCACCAAGUGUGCAGAGCCCAUGAGAGCCCCCAAGGGUUUGGCUUUCUCCGAAAUCCAGUCCAGGCAGCUGACUCUGCAGUGGGAGCCGCUGGGGUACAACCUGACUCGCUGCCACACCUACAGCAUCUCGCUCUGCUACCGCUACCUGCUGGGCUCCGGCCACAACCAGACCUUCCGGGAGUGCGUCAAGAUGGAGCGGAACACCAACCACUACACCAUCAAAAACCUCCUGCCCUACAAGAACAUCCACGUCAAGCUCAUCCUCUCCAACCCCGAGGGCCGCAAGGAAGGCAAGGAGGUGAUAUUCCAGACGGAUGAGGACGUGCCUGGUGGCAUUGCCUCUGAGUCCCUCACCUUCACCCCUCUGGAGGACAUGAUAUUCCUGAAGUGGGAGGAGCCAGUGGAGCCCAACGGCCUCAUCACACAGUACGAGAUCAGCUACCAGAGCAUCGAGUCCUCCGACCCGGCGGUCAACGUGCCCGGCCCGCGCCGCACCGUCUCCAAGCUGCGCAACGAGACCUACCACGUCUUCUCCAACCUCCACCCUGGCACCACCUACCUCUUCUCGGUCCGGGCCCGCACCGGCAAGGGCUUCGGCCAGACAGCCCUCACCGAGAUCACCACCAACAUCUCCGCUCCCACCUUCGACUACGGGGACAUGCCCUCACCGCUGGGCGAGUCGGAGAGCACCAUCACCGUGCUGCUGCGGCCCGCGCAGGGCAGAGGGGCUCCCAUCAGCACCUACCAGGUGAUUGUGGAAGAGGAGCGGCCCCGGAGGCUGAAGCGGGAGCUGCCUGGCCAGGAGUGCUUCCCGGUGCCGCUCACCUUCGACGACGCCGUCUCCCGGGGCUCCGUCCACUACUUUGGGGCUGAGCUGCCUGCCAGCAGCCUCACCGAGGCCAAACCCUUCACUGUGGGGGACAACCAGACCUACAGUGGCUACUGGAACCCACCUCUGGAGCCCAAGAAGGCCUAUCUCAUCUACUUCCAAGCCAUGAGCAACCUCAAGGGGGAAACUCGGCUGAACUGUGUCCGGAUUGCUCGCAAAGCUGCCUGCAAAGAGACCAAACGUCCCUUGGAGGUUUCCCAGCACUCGGAGGAGAUGGGCCUGAUCCUGGGCAUCUGUGCUGGAGGGCUGAUUGUCCUGAUCAUCCUCCUGGGAGCCAUCAUCAUCGUCAUUCGGAAAGGGAGGAACUACUAUUCUUAUUCCUAUUACCCGAAGCCUGUCAACAUGACCAAAGCAACCAUUAACUACCGCCAGGAGAAGACUCACAUGAUGAGUGCCAUCGACAGGAGCUUCACCGACCAGAGCACGCUGCAGGAGGACGAGCGCCUGGGGCUGUCCUUCAUGGACACCCACAACUACAGCAACCGUGGUGACCAGCGCAGCAGUGUGGUCAAUGAGUCCAGCAGCCUGCUGGGGGGGUCCCCUCGCCGCCAGUGUGGCCGCAAAGGGUCCCCAUACCACACCGGGCAGCUCCACCCUGCCGUGCGUGUGGCUGAUCUGCUCCAGCACAUCAACCAGAUGAAGACAGCAGAAGGCUAUGGCUUCAAGCAGGAGUAUGAGAGUUUCUUUGAAGGCUGGGAUGCUUCGAAGAAAAAAGACAAGACCAAAGGACGACAGGAUCAUGUGUCCACAUACGACCGUCACCGCGUGAAGCUGCACCCGCUGCUGGGCGACCCCAACUCAGACUACAUCAAUGCCAACUACAUCGAUAUUCGGAUUAACCGAGAAGGCUACCACAGGUCCAACCACUUUAUAGCCACACAAGGGCCCAAGCAGGAGAUGGUCUACGACUUCUGGCGCAUGGUGUGGCAGGAGCACUGCUCCAGCAUUGUGAUGAUCACCAAGCUGGUGGAGGUGGGCCGGGUGAAAUGCUCCAAGUACUGGCCAGAUGACUCUGAGAUGUAUGGGGACAUCAAGAUCACCCUGGUGAAUUCGGAGACGCUGGCCGAGUACGCCGUGCGCACCUUCGCUCUCGAGAGGCGGGGCUACUCAGCCCGGCAUGAGGUGAAGCAGUUCCACUUCAUGUCGUGGCCUGAGCACGGAGUCCCCUACCACGCCACGGGGCUGCUGGCCUUCAUCCGCAGGGUCAAGGCGUCCACGCCGCCCGACGCCGGCCCCAUCGUCAUCCACUGCAGCGCUGGCACAGGCAGGACUGGCUGCUACAUUGUCCUGGAUGUUAUGCUGGACAUGGCUGAGUGUGAGGGCGUGGUGGACAUCUACAACUGCGUGAAGACCUUGUGCUCACGGAGGAUCAACAUGAUACAGACAGAGGAGCAGUACAUCUUCAUUCACGACGCCAUCCUGGAAGCCUGCCUGUGCGGGGAGACCAGCAUUCCUGCCAGCGAGUUCAAGCCCACCUACAAGGAGAUGGUGAGGAUAGAGCCACAGAGCAACUCCUCACAGCUGCGGGAGGAGUUCCAGACCCUGAACUCGGUGACUCCUCACCUGGACGUGGAGGAGUGCAGCAUCGCCCUGCUGCCCCGCAACCGGGAGAGGAACCGCAGCAUGGACGUGCUGCCGCCAGACCGAUGCCUUCCCUUCCUCAUCUCCGUGGAUGGAGACAGCAACAACUACAUCAAUGCGGCCUUAACUGACAGCUACACCAAGAGCGCUGCCUUCAUCGUCACCCUGCACCCGCUGCAGAACACCACCACCGACUUCUGGCGGCUGGUCUACGACUAUGGCUGCACCUCCAUCGUCAUGCUCAACCAGCUCAACCAGUCCAACUCUGCCUGGCCCUGUUUGCAGUACUGGCCUGAGCCAGGGCUCCAGCAGUAUGGUCCCAUGGAGGUGGAGUAUGUGUCUGGAGCAGCAGAUGAGGACAUCGUGUCCCGGCUCUUCCGAGUGCAGAACAUCACACGGUUGCAGGAGGGGCACCUGAUGGUCCGGCAUUUCCAGUACCUCCGGUGGUCAGCCUAUCGAGACACCCCAGACUCCAAGAAGUCCUUCCUGCACCUCCUGGCCCAGGUGGAGAGGUGGCAGAAGGAAAGUGGCGAUGGCAGGACCGUGGUGCACUGCUUGAACGGAGGUGGCCGGAGUGGCACCUUCUGUGCCUCCACCAUGAUCCUGGAGAUGAUCAAGUGCCACAACAUGGCAGACGUCUUCUAUGCUGCCAAGACCCUCCGCAACUACAAGCCAAAUAUGGUAGAGACCUUGGAGCAGUAUCACUUCUGCUAUGACAUAGCACUGGAAUACUUGGAGUCCCUGGAGACCAGAUAGCAUCUCGCCAGGAGAAGGGC